This is a messenger RNA of Biomphalaria glabrata, 6506 nucleotides long. RefSeq names its product max dimerization protein 1-like. The record is from RefSeq and is a predicted model, not a curated record. Lineage: Eukaryota; Metazoa; Mollusca; Gastropoda; Planorbidae. Gene Ontology annotation, molecular function: DNA-binding transcription factor activity, RNA polymerase II-specific; RNA polymerase II cis-regulatory region sequence-specific DNA binding; protein dimerization activity. The transcript has 6 exons. Bases 177 to 830 code for a protein of 217 amino acids. Gene Ontology annotation, biological process: regulation of transcription by RNA polymerase II.
CUAGUUUCCUUCUCAGUUGGCCUCGUAUCGUGAGUUGGCUUCGGAUCAGACGACGGUAAAGGACGAGCUUGGAUUUCGUUUAUAUCUGAAAAAAAAAAACAUUAAAAAACUUGUUCAUUUGUUAUAAAACUAUUUUUUUUUAGGAUUUUACAAUUAUAAUUUGUUUUAAGUAUACAAUGCACAGUAUAGAACAACUUCUUCAGGCAGCUGAUUUCAUUGAAAGACGAGAUCGAGAAGCCGAGCAUGGCUAUGCAUCUACGUUACCUAUGCCUGAUGAAUAUAAUUACAAUUCACCCAAAAGGAGGUCGAAAUCCAAAAAGUCUCAAAGUAACAGGUCUACACACAACGAGCUUGAAAAGAACAGACGAGCUCACCUCCGACACUGCUUAGAAAGAUUAAAAGAUCUUGUACCUCUUGGUGUUGAUUCCUCUCGACACACUACGUUAGGUCUUCUAACAAAAGCCAGGACAUUUAUCAAGAAUCUAGAAGAAAAAGAAAGGAAAGCAAUUUUAUUGAGAGAUCAGCUAGAAAGAGAAAAUCGUCACCUUCGCCGCAGACUGGAUUUACUGCUACAACAAAGUAACCACAAUCACAACCUUUUCCGAUUGCGCCAGGAGCGCAGUAUUAGUGAAUGCAGCACAUCAACAAAUUCAUCAUCACCUACCUCAUCCAUCAAUCAAGAAGAAUCUGAUGAAAUAGAUAUAGUUGGCGACUUCCAAAGUGACAGUGAUGAUCGCUGCAGUAUUGAAAGUCUUGGAAGCGAUGGUGGAAGUGCUGAUUGUCGACAUUACAGGAGCAAUUUUUUAGAAGAUUCUGGAGUUUCCCUUUGAUCCUGUGCUCCAUUUUUUUUUUCCUUCUUCUCUUGCUCAGUUUGCUUGCUCGCAGCUGCAUGAGCAAUUUAAAAAAAAGAAAAUUGAGCAUAUUUGUUGUUCAGAAAUGUCAUCUCUUUGUUACUAUAAUUACAGUACAUAGUGACUAAAUGUUGUCUGGAGAAAAUUGUAGUCACAUUUGGAUUGGAUUAUAACUGAAAAUAAAAACUUUGAUCCGGAUUACUACCAGCUUUUUAACGCUCAUCCAUUCAUUUAUGUUCCAUGAGGACUACGUUCUUAACUGGUGUACGACUACUAGGAUUAUCACUACAGGAAAGAAGAUUCAUUUGAAUGCCAUGUUUAUGUUGUACAUGUUAUUAUAUCUUGAAUAUAUAUAUAGUUUCUAUGUCAGGUUUGUGAACAAUUGCAAAUUAACUCAAACACAACAACAAGAAAAUUGUUACCAUUGACUUGAAAUGUGACUGAGCUGAGUGACUGUUUAUGCAUACAUGUGAAUUUUUAUCUAAUGUUAUAUAAAGAUGAUGGUAGAAGAAUUGCCGUCUUUUAAAAUCACAUUUGGCUGGCCAAGUUAGUGGGAAUCAACAUGAACUUUUUAAAGCACAAGUUUUUAAUGGCAUAAACAUAUUGGUCUGGGCAGUGUAACUAAUGGAAUAUAUAUUUAUAGUCCAUGUUUAUUCUGUUUGUGUUUUUUUUUUUUAAAAGGAUAAACAUAUUUUCAUGAUGCUUUUACAGCCAAUACACAUUUUUAUAGAUGGGGAAAAUGGAAGACUGUUACAUACCCAGGUGUUUAUAUUUACAGAAUCUAUAACAUACUUUCCAAGGUGAUUGUAUAAUUUAGAAAGCCAACUUCAACUCAGCAUUUUAAAUGCCUUCAAGCAUUUAUCACAUCAUAAAUCAGUAUUGAUAUUACCAUUUAAAGGACAUAUUGCUGACUGCUAGAUAAUGAAAGCUGAGAACCCAAUACCUGUGGUAUCACUCCGUGACUUUCCGAAUCUGAUUAUUCCUUUUUUUUUUGUAACUUCAAGAAAGCUGUGAUUUUUUUCCCAAAUGGCUGUAGGUUCUUCCGCCUCCCAUCAUUUAGCGUCCCACAGUCCGUGCUAGCGCGGCAGUGACGUAGGCAGCAUGAGGCGGUUAGGCCAUGUCAUGCCUUUAGGAUGAGUGGUGCUUAGACUAACUUUUGCCAACAGACUUGCAAAUUUAAGUUUUCGUUUCAAUAUUUUAAACUUAUCAAAUUGCAUUGGUCUGUAUGGUCUCUAAAUUUGACCAAGUUUCUACACCAUUUUCUUCUCUACUACUUACUGAUUAAUGUCAAAGAUUAGUAAGAUCUAGUUGGAAGUUGUCCAAUCAAGUAUGCUAAGGUAAAUUUGUGAAUGUUUUGAAAGAAAUGAAAAAAAAAAAAAGAUUGUAGCUAAUUUGGCAAAACAAUGACAUUGAGUUAUAAGUUCAUUCCGAAAGUAUUUAGAAGUGAAUGUUCGCUAGUCAUAACAAAUUCAAAAAUGCUGCUCUGUUUGAGAUGUAUAUGUAGUGUUUAUUACAUUGUGCAAAAAAUUUAUAUAUGGAUGAGGACAUUUUUAUAUUUUUUUAAUUUAUUUUUUUUGAUAGGCGGGUGAUAACAAGAUAGAAUUAAAAGUGAGCUGCUUAUCUCAAAGAUUAAGGCCAUUCUAAAAAUAACUAUCUAGCUAAUAUAGAGUGAAUGUGUUGGGUAUGUAGCAUAAGUGUGGCACACAAUGUGCCAGUGUUGACUUGUCCUCCGCAGAGAAAAAAAAAGAUGCUUUUUUUGUUUUCAACCGAACUCAUCUCAAAAUCUCCCACCAUCCCUCAUCUCAUUGUUUGAAUGGGCUCUGUAAAACUGUGUACAGUUACUACAAUUUGUACAAUGACAUAAUCCAGGUGACACUUUGUUAGUAGUUUUAACAAAUAUCACUUAGCAUAUGUAUGCUUUUCAAUUGUUAACCUUACUUUCCUUAUUUCUAGUUAUGGUAUAUUUAAAUUGUUUGAGGCUAAAUCUUUCUAACUGAAGUUUCGGAAGUCGAAGUUUAAAUGCUUGAGGAGUGAACUGAUAUUUUAAAUACUGUACAGAGAGAGGCUUGUGAUUUUCAUUCAUUCAUACAAUAUUUGUAUCGUUUUUUUUUUUUGUUGUUACUAUUUCUAGAGCAUGGUUGUCAAGCGGCCACAGCAAUCAUGGCGGCUGCUUGGGUUGUCAUCUGUGGUGUUCUCAUGAUCAAUUUUUAUAUCUGUGAUAAUAUAAUAAAAAAAUAUGAAAAGAUUUGACUUUUUUAUGCUGGAUAUUUUUUCAUAUGUUAGACUCUAGGAAAAAAACUAGAUUUAACAUUCGUAGUUCCAAAUGAGAGUUGGCAAGACAAAUAGGCACUUAGUCUCAUUAAUUGCUUAUUAAAUUCUCCCUAUUCAACAAAGUGUGCCUUCUCAAACAGCUGCAAUAUAGCCGAUGGCUUUUCAUCUACUUACAAAAUGUGCAAUGUCUUUUGUCCUGUAAUACCUCUCUGUGCGCAAACUGUAAUAGGAAUAAUGUUGAAUUAGGAAACAGAUUCAUUUUCAGCGUUUUUUUCUUAUUUUGUAGUUGGUCUUAGGGAAGUACUAGAAAACAAGUCUUUCUGUUCCAUGUUUAACUAAGUGGUACUUAUGGUAUUCUAUGGCAAUAAAGACAAACAAUGAAGAAAACUUUUUUUAAUCUCUUUUUCCUUAAUAUAUUUUUUUUUAAAGUAAAAUUUGACAAGCUAAUAAGUUUUUUUUUUAUUAGUAUAAAUCUGGUUGGUAAAUUUAUAUUAAUAUUUACAGAAUUUGAUUUAUAGAAUAAUACUUUUUUCUUCAGUUUAAUAUUAUUAAUAUAAUUAAUAUUCUUUUAAAGUAAUCUAAUUACGCUGUCCGAGAAACUGAGGCUGAUUGAUUUGACAAAAACAUUUUGCCUUUUUUUUGUUUUUUUUUACUGAUGCAAUAUAAAAUGCCUGUCUCACCAUUAUUUCAUAUGAUGAUAUUGAGAAUUUUAGAGAUUGAGAAAAUAUCUAAAAUUUGUGUUAAAAGAUGUAUUACUGAUAAAGAAAAUAAUGCAGGAAUUUAAAAUAUUUAAAAAUAAUGUGUUAAGUAAGCAAAACUUAAAAUCUCACCCAAAAAUAACUCUUCGUCAGAUGUAUAUCUAUAAAUGAUCUUAUUUCUAUAACAUUGACUUCGAAAUAAUUUUAACUGAAUUCAGCAAAGUUGAAAUCUUGACAAGUUAGGAAAAAAUGUAAAACUAUGAAAAAAUUUUUUUAGCUAAAAUUGUUUAAGAUCCAUUGAAGUAUCAAUAAAUCAUGCAACAGAAGUUGACUUGACAUAAUGGUGAGUCUGGCUUAAUUCUGCUCUUAGUUAAGCUCUAAUGGUUAAAGAAUUUUAAAAAGUUCAGUUCUAAACAAAUACUAAAAUAUUUGAAUUUCUUUAGAUCAAAUGAUCAAAAUAGAUCUGAUAGCUUUGUCAAUAUAAAUAAAUAAAUAAUAUGAAAAUAUAUGUUAAUAGUCAGUACUUAAAAAGUCGACUAAAAUCAUGUUUCAAGUCUUUCAACUAUUCAUUUUGUUGAUGUAAGUGGUAUGAGCAAGUUAUGUGCAGUAGCAAGGCUGUUUUCAAAAGCUGUUUUUAUGUUGACUGUAUCCAGUUUGAAAUAAUACCAAGAUUUGUAGCAUUCAAUAAACAAAUCCAGCAGAUGUUUAUAUGUCACAUCUCCCUUCCCCUUUUCCAGAUUGCCCUCCCCCCAACAGAUUAGACUCUGAUUAGAGUAAGCAAAUAAUAUGAAAAACAAAUCCUGGAGAACAUAUUUAGUUAAGAGCAUUUUCAAUAUAAAACUACUAUCAUUGAUUGGAUAACAUUCUAUGAGGUUAUAUUCCACUCAGCCAUUUAUUGUCACCAAUCUUUUACUGUAUGAAUUGAAUUACAAAACUGCAUGAUUGGAAUCUGUUUCUUCUGAAUUAGGGAAAAAUUUAAAGAUAAAAUUCUAUUAAUCCAAGAAAAUCCUAAAUAUCAAAUGCUAGUAGUCAGUAAAGGAUUUAAGAUUCAAUGAUUAUAUACAUUAGAUUUCUAGGUAACUUAGUAUGUCAAAGCGUUCCUUUUUUUUUAAAUAGAUCUAUUAGAUUUAGUGGGUUUUUUUUCGUUAAGUAGGGGGCCUAUUACAAAAAAAAUAAAUGUUUAAGUAGUUAAUUUCUAAUCGGAUCUAGAUUUAAGAACAAAACUAUUUCCAUCUAUUUACUGUCAGCUGAUCUCACCUUUGUACAUGUUUUUUUUUUCUUGUUUUGGUUUGUGUAUGUUCCAGUUGGUUGUUUCAAACACUUCCUUGAUAGGGAAAUAAUUAAUGGCUUGGUCAUUAAGAAGGCAGCUAGUUUAAAUAAUGAAUGCUCAUGGUGUGUGGCACGAAAUAAUAUAGGCUAGUGAUAGCAACCGACACAAAACAUAAAAUAUUAUUGUUUAUUGUAAACAAUUUUUUUUUGUUGGGGAAAACAGAAAAGAAAAACUUAACUUGAAGUAGAGAACCAAAUAUAUAGCCUACCUAUUAAACAAACACUCUUUGUGAUCAAUAUAAUUUAGACCUAUAUGUAAUUGAUUUCAUAAGUUUCAUCAUUCUAUAAUGUAAGCAUUUAAAAGUGGCCAUUGUCAAACUUAAUCAGUUCUGUUUAGUGUAUUGCAUUCAUUGAAUCUAGUAGACAGAAAAAUAGUGGGUUUUCUUUAAAAACAAAUUAAUAGUAUUUCAGCUUAUUAUAUAAUAAAGUUCACUAGACUUGACUAGACCUAGACUAAGUAGACUCUAUAUAUCGAAGUAUAAAUGGAUCUUUUUUUUUAAUAUUUAAAAAAAAAAGUUCAGUUAUUUUAAAAUGGCAUUCACGUAAGAUCUAUCUUAUAAAAUGGCAAAUGUUACAGAUAUUUAUACCAUAACAUUAUGUGAUGUGUGCAUUGACCACUUCUGUACAAAACGCAGGAUCUUUAAUCAAUUUAAUGUAUACAAAUACCUACUACUACAUCUAGAAGCCUACUGUAAAUAUAUAUAUUUGGCAAAGGCAAAAGGAUUCAAAUAAAAUAAAGUUAGCCCUUAAAUGACGUGUGAUAGUUUAGAUCUCAGUUUAUCAUAGUAAAACACUUGUAGGUACUUGAUACAUAAGUUAACUUUGUGAACGGUGUGCUCGUAUGAUUAGAAGCUUCUAUUUCCCAUUCUUCUUUGGGGUCAGCAACCGUCACAUCCUGAACCAAUAGAAAUUUUAUUAUUUUUAGAAAGCUGGCAAAUAACGGAGGAUUUUGUGAGCCGGUACAGCUUUUCCAUUUACCAUGUCACAGAAACAUAACCAACAUACAAACUGAAAUGCCAAGGGGCUGUUUGUACAUUCAACUUUUUUAUCUGCAUUCUUGUUUUUGUUGUACCACUAAUACAAACAAAUGAAUGUUGACUCGAUGUUUUUCUAUGGUGUUUUCAUUUGACUUGUACUAAACACUGCGACAUCUGAAACUUCAGUUCCCAGACAAUAUGUGUGUAUAUUCUAAUGUUAUAUGCUUGCUUAGUGUUGACUUGUAUUCAUUGGAAGUUUGGAAGUCGGUAUGUUGAGAACAAUUGGAGAGAUUAUUAGAUUUUAAUGAAUUAAAAAAUGUAAAUAGACAUUUUGUGAUGUUCACAACAUUAAACGAAUAAAUGUUGCUGGACUAUUUCAA